Rattus rattus (black rat) is the source of this 1041-nucleotide messenger RNA. RefSeq names its product coiled-coil domain containing 7 (gene Ccdc7). NCBI's taxonomy places the organism in Eukaryota, Metazoa, Chordata, Mammalia, Rodentia, Muridae. The coding region runs from base 1 to 1041 and encodes 346 amino acids. The transcript is spliced from 13 exons. The record is from RefSeq and is a predicted model, not a curated record.
AUGAAUCAGGCAAUGCAUCCAUCCACCAUUAGUAAGAAAUUGACCAGUGUUCCAGAAUUACCUUUUAAGAAAGGACAACUGAAUUUAUCACCUGCACUGAAAGAAAAACAUAGUAUCAAGUCUACAGAUGCUAAAAUUGAACCAAUGGUCCUGAGGUCUCCACCCACAGGAGAGUCAAUUGUACGGUUUGCCUUGCCAAUACCAUUGAGUAAGACAAAGGAGUUAAUAUCAAGUCAUGAAAUGGUCAGGAAUAUUACCCAAAACCUGAAGACGCUAGUCACCAGACUUGAGAAGACCUUUGGAAAUAUCAGUGAAGAUAAAAAAAAAGAGCAGCAAAACCUGAAGAAGAAGGCUUCAGACAAGACGGUUGGUGAUGAUGUGAAGUCAUUCUUGUUGUGCUGUUCAGAAUUUACAGCUCAGCUGGAGGAAGCAGUUAAGGAAGAACGUGGUGCGUUGGAAUCUCUUUACAAGUGGUUUCAGCAACAAGUCAACCAACUGGAGGAGAUUGGCAAAGAUCAAAGUAAUUUAGAAGCAGAAGUUCAAUCAGAUAGAAAAUCAAUUUUGAACAUUGUACAAAUUGCAAGACUGGCACGUAAAUUUGAAGAUAUUGAAGGUCGCCUAAGAGAGCGCAAGGCGGCCAUGCUGGCUAAAGAAGAGGAUAAAGCAACUGUAUUAGAAUCAUUGAAAAAUUAUGAACUUAUAGAAAAGCAAAUUGAAGAGUUCCUAACGUCCCAUUCAGAUAUAGAAUUUCAAACUGUUUCUGAAACUGAGUCAGGAACUCCUUCAGUGACUAAUCGGAUGAAUACAAUGAUGAAAAUAUUUGAAAAUCAGUCAACUAUGUUAGAAAAAGCUUUAAGUGAUCAGACUGAAGCUGAGGCUAAAUAUAAAAAAAUGGAAACUAAUGUUCAACUGUUAGUAAUGGAGAAAGCCCUCCUGAAAGGUGAAAUACGAAGGCUGAGAGAAAUACAGAAAGCAAAGGCUACAAGCAAAGAAGUGCGACCCAAGAAAUCUGGAAAAUCAGAAAAGAAAAAAGAUAGGUAA